This is a messenger RNA of Lonchura striata (white-rumped munia), 839 nucleotides long. The record is from RefSeq and is a predicted model, not a curated record. Lineage: Eukaryota; Metazoa; Chordata; Aves; Passeriformes; Estrildidae.
GCAUCACCACCGGGAUGAGCGCGGCCGAGGGCCGGCCCCGGUGCCGCUGGGGCGGCGGCGGCGGCGGCGGCGAGGCGGUGCUCCGUGCCCGUGCUGAGGCCGCCGGUUACCGGAGGCUGCUGCGAGCCCGAGCCGCCGAGGUGGAGGCGUUGCGGGGCGCGGUGGGCGCGUUACACCGGCAGCUGGAGGGGCUGCGGGACCGGCGGAGCGGGGAGCUGGCCAAGUACCAGGAGCGGGUGGCGGAGCUGGAGCGGGAGAUCGGGGCGGCGGAGGCGGAGAUGGCCCGGUGCCUGCGGGAGUACCCGGCACUGCUGCGGCUGCGGAUGGCGCUGGAGGCGGAGAUCGCCGCGUACCGGUACGCGAGGGGGGCGCGGGGAGCACGGGGGGCGAGGGGCUUAGCCCGGCUCUUCUUUUCCAGGGAGAUGCUGGAGAGCGAGGAGCUCCGCCUGGGCGGCUUGGUCCCGCCGUGACCGGACCCCCGGAGCCCCGGUGCCACCACCGGACCCCGGCCCUGCCGUUACCACUGGACCCACGGUCCCGGGAGCGGAUCCUCAGCCCCACCACCGGAGCCCGGUUCCUCCGCCGGACCCCAGACCCCCGAGUCCUGCGGCCCGGGUCACGAUUCCCCGGGACCCUCUGGAUCUCUCUGGACUCACGGAGCCCCGGUCCUUCUGCCCCCCCGUUCCACGGGUCUCCCGGACUUGUGCGUGCCCGCCGGCCCCGGGAUCCCGGGAGGGCAGCGCCGGGGGGGACACACACUCACCAGCCUCUCCGGGGUGGGGGUCCCGGCCCAGACCCGUGUGGAAGCACCUCAAUAAAGCCCCGUGGCAUCACCCGGA